AGCUACUCUUACUUUCACUGUCGAUAAUAACAUGAAAGAAGUUAUACCAAUGAUCAUUAGCUCCUAGGCAAACAAGGGGUUGUGGGCAAUUCAAAUCUUUUUUAUGGGGAGUUAGGGUUACAGAAGCAUUGUUUAGAAACAUGAGGUGGCUUCUGGGCAGCAGCUGGAGCAAAUUUGGCCAUGCUGGAAGAGGAUCUUAUGACUGGAUGACAAGUGAGCCAGAAAUACCACUUCUGGAUACAAAGCUUCAGACAAAGCAUCCAAAUGAAUUUAACUCAACCAAAGAAGACUUGCGACCGUUUUUAUGUAUCAUUCUACCUACAACAGCUCUGUUGGUUAUAGGAUUUUUUGUGUUGUUUCUUUACCGAAAAUGCAGGCAUAAGACACCACAGGGUCAGCUUUUUUCCAUCGGUCUCCAGGAGAACAUGCCAGAAAGAGAAAUUGACUUCUUUUCCACCUUACACUGGAGCACAGAACCUUUUCAGUACUGUACACUCAUACCUGAUGCCUCCAUUCUUACUAUAUGUAUGCCUCCACCUUAUGAAAAAGCAAUUCUGAAGACCUCAAGUGAGGUUUGUUUAAACAUCUGCCAGGACCCAGUGCCUCCAUAUGAGGAAAGACCACGAAGGUCAAGCAAAUGAUAUUUGAAUUCUGAUGUGCAGCCUUUGGACUGGACUUCAGCUGGCACUGGUAGUCCAGAUACAUGAAUUUGCUAAGCAGCUUAAACCUAAAAAGGCUUUUUAAAAGUUGUUUUGACUUUUAAUUCUUCCCCAUGGUUAUAUAAAUUGAUCUCUUUAGCGAGAGUGUUAAACUGAGUAAGUUCAACAGACAAAACAUUAAAUGCAGAGGCAGAUAAUUGCACCUCAAACUGAGUAAAAAUUAGUCCAGUUUUAAGGGUAUUAAAUAGUUGCCAUUUUCCUGCACUGAACAAGAUGUAUACUUAUCUAAUUCUCCUACUUCAUUGCUCUUGCAUAUCCUACUGUGUAAAAAGGCCUUACCCUUUAAUGCUGGCAUGAAAUGCUUCAGCAGAUAAAUAUUGUAUUUUUGGACAUUCUGGUUAUUUUCGUAUAAUAUUAAUUCUGUUUUUUUUUUUUAUUUCAUUGUUGCCUAACAUAUAAAUACAGAACACAGGUAAUUAGUUAAAUGCAGCAUCACAACAUUGACCCAUACUUUUAGCAUAACUGAAAAUGUACAUGACUAUAACUAAAAUAAAAAAUACAUACUAGUAACAAA
Messenger RNA from Xenopus tropicalis (tropical clawed frog), 1233 nucleotides. RefSeq names its product small integral membrane protein 28 (gene smim28). Bases 141 to 641 code for a protein of 166 amino acids. Lineage: Eukaryota; Metazoa; Chordata; Amphibia; Anura; Pipidae. The record is from RefSeq and is a predicted model, not a curated record. The transcript is spliced from 2 exons.